This is a messenger RNA of Ophidiomyces ophidiicola, 3414 nucleotides long. RefSeq lists its product as uncharacterized. The record is from RefSeq and is a predicted model, not a curated record. The transcript has 2 exons. Lineage: Eukaryota; Fungi; Ascomycota; Eurotiomycetes; Onygenales; Onygenaceae. Bases 1 to 3414 code for a protein of 1137 amino acids.
AUGGGUUCCGGCGCGGCGGAGCCGGAACAAUCAUCGCAGAAACAAAAAGCUAUUUUACCGACAGAGUUGAGCGUUCCACCCCCGAUAGCUGACGUGCACAACAAUAAUCGGAACGCGGAGCACAAGACCGCAUCCGAGCUGACUCCGAAAGACGAAUCAAACGCCUGUACCCUUUCCACUUCAGUACCCCAGGCUGUGCUUGAUGAUUUUGGCUUACCCAUUCGAAACACAAGAUCAUCCUUUAAAAGCGAGUGUAUAUCAACUGGAGAACCGGAGAGCGUUGGCAAGAGUGAAAUCGAAAGUACCACCGUUCUAGGAGCGUCCCUGCCCCGAUCUUCAUCUGUGCCCUCCCAAAUAUCGGAAAAUCAAGAAAGGAAAAAGGAUAAGGUCGAUGAUUCGGAUCGGCGGGUGAGGGGUAGCCCGGAAAUAUCGGGGUCUCGAGCACCCGUUUUUGCAAAAGCAACUGAAUCUCCUGGAUGCGGCAAGGUGGAUGCUAAAGAUGAGACGACGGGAUCGCAUAGCCGUAGUUAUUCCACUGGGCCAGCAGUUUCUGAAUGGUCUCAUCAACGGAUUGCGACAAAAGAUGAAUCAGCUGAUAAGCAAGACGAUGGCGGUUGGCAAGAUAUGCCGGCUCUUGGAGCCUUGGAUUUUUAUGAUGACUACGGCAGGAUUGUUGCGCGUGGCUGCAAAGAUGAGGGUGGCGAAGCUGUCUAUCAAGGACUAGGGGGUGCCGGAAGGGGUUAUACUCGAGUCCAAGUUGACGAUGAUGCCCAAUCAGCUACAAGUCUAGAUGAGGAGACGAAAUAUCUUUUCCCGGAGCCGCAAAGCAAUGCUCUCGGUAUUGAAGACGAGAUUCGAGAUCCGUUGUCUCAACUGCAAGCGACGAAAACCUUGCUUACAGAAGGACAAAGAAUAGCGUAUGUUGGAGUCACUAAACUCGUCAUCUUUCAGAUGGUGAAGGAUCUGGAGGCUAUUCAGUCUACAAAAGGGACGCGGAAAUACAUAUCUGGCGCCAUCGACUCUACAACAAAAUGGGGACAGCAGAUGAUGAUUCGUCUUUACGCGCAUAUGGAAAUCGACGCGGCAGAACAGGUGAUGAUUGAACAGCUAGCUGAGCACGGUGUCCAACCAGCAGACCUUGUUGCUCCGCUCAUGCAGAACGCCCGCGUAAAAAACCCUGUGGCGGAAACUUCCUCAUCUGUUACAGAACUCUCGGGUUCCCCAGAUUGCAACAAGGAUUACCCUGCUAGUCAUGUUUCCGAGCCAUCCUGUGAUAGCCCUCCGCCACCCUAUGAAGCUCACCAAUACGAUGACCUACCGGAGGUCCGCACCCCGUCUCAAUUGCCAUCCUCAGAAAACCUUGACAUUGAUCUUAGAUGGACUAUCUUGUGUGACCUGUUUCUAGUACUUAUUGCAGAUUCGACGUAUGACUCUAGGUCUCGCCGUUUACUAGAGCGGGUAGCAGAAGCAAUGGACAUUUCAUGGGUCCAAAUAUGUCGGUUCGAGAAACGUGUAAUUGAUGCAUUGGAGAUGCAAGAAGAGAAAAGUAAAGAAACCUGGGAUGAGGCAGAUCAUAUGGAAAAACGGAGAAAGGAUGCUUUGAAGCGAAGGUAUAUGAUCAUGGGUCUUGCUACCGUUGGUGGCGGCCUAGUGAUUGGUUUGUCCGCUGGCUUGCUGGCUCCUGUAAUUGGAGCGGGCCUGGCCGCGGGGUUUACUACCAUCGGUGUUUCUGGCACUGGCGCUUUUCUUGGUGGAGUUGGCGGUACUGCUUUGAUUACCUCUGGUGCAACGAUAACAGGUAGUACAAUCGGUAUACGUGCCUCAAAUCGGCGUACAGGCGCGGUCAAGACCUUUGAGUAUCGUCCGUUGCAUAAUAACAAAAGGCUGAACCUAAUUGUCACUGCGGCCGGGUGGAUGACGGGUAAAGUCGACGAUGUUAGACUGCCCUUCAGUACGGUAGAUCCCGUAAUGGGUGAUAUCUACUCCAUUCUUUGGGAACCUGAAAUGCUUCAGAGUAUGGGUGCUACUAUUAAUAUCCUUGCUACUGAGGCACUUACCCAAGGCCUUCAACAAGUGCUUGGCAGUACAAUCUUGACCGCCCUUAUGGCGUCGCUACAGCUCCCCAUUGUCCUUACAAAACUUUCUUACCUAAUAGACAAUCCCUGGAAUGUAUCACUUGCUCGCGCCAACGCUUCUGGUCUGAUUCUGGCAGACUCUCUUAUAGACCGAAAUCUUGGGAAUCGUCCCAUUACGUUGAUCGGGUUCUCGUUAGGUGCAAGACUGAUAUUCUCUUGCCUAAAAGAGCUUGCAGAUAAAGGAGCCCAUGGAAUGAUUCAGAAUGUGUAUCUUUUCGGUUCGCCUAUCGUUGCAAACAAGGAUGAUUAUCUCAAAGCUAGGAGCGUUGUAUCCGGAAGAUUCCUGAACGGAUAUGCAUCCAAUGACUGGAUUCUAGGAUAUCUAUUUCGGGCCACGGGCGGUGGGAUAAUGCGUGUUGCAGGUCUAGCACCAGUGGAGGGCAUUCCUGGGAUCGAAAAUUUCAACGCCACCCAAUUUGUCAAUGGGCACAUGGCGUAUCGUACCGCCAUGCCUCGACUUCUUCGAGAAGUUGGAUGGGAAGUGGAAAGCGAUGAGUUUAGUGAAAUCGAAGAUCCAGAUCCCGAGAAUCACCAAGAACGCCAACGAGAUCUAAUACGUGAAAUCCAGGAGGCUCGAAAGCAAGCUGAAGAAAAGCCAGAUAAGAAGAGAUUCGGGUUUUUUAAACGAGGAAAGCUUGCCGAGAAAAAAGGAUGGGAAACCUACGAUGCCGAACAAAACGAUAGCAGCCCUCCAAAUACUCCUGAUGGCAAUGUCGAUCCUGCUGGUAGCGUUCUCUUUGAUAUCGACGCUAUUAGGGCGGAACUGGCAAGUGAGCAGAUCGAAAUCAAGCAGCUUGAGUCGACCCUGCCUCCCAUCAAAGUCGACUUGAGUUCGCCACAGCCCCCUAAAACGGCAAGCCCUAACCUGCAAAAAAAAGAGUCCCCGUCCGCCACUCCCAGCCCCCGGGAAAGUGCACCCAACAACAGCUUCACGCUGUCUGAUCCUCCACGGAGACCAACAGCCACAGGGCUUCAAGAUAUCAAGCCCCUACCGGACGUUCCACGACGCCCCAACGGUGCUGAAGAACCAUGGAAGAACGAGGAAGAGAUACAAAUGACAUUUGAUACCGCAUACCACACACCCAACGAGUCCUUCAUCUCGCUGGGCAACAGCAAAUUAACAUCACCGCCUCUUCCUUCCUAUUCUUCUGCCACUUCCCCCAACAAAAUGCCGGAUUUCCGUUCACCUUCAAACUUCAACGGCGGGUUUGUGAGCCAUAACGCUUGGGCAGACCCUGAUGACGGCCACGGCGAUGAUAUAAAACUCACGUUUGCUUAG